Molecule: messenger RNA, 1701 nt
Organism: Talaromyces amestolkiae
Lineage: Eukaryota; Fungi; Ascomycota; Eurotiomycetes; Eurotiales; Trichocomaceae
Exons: 3
Coding region: 1-1701 (566 amino acids)
Molecular function (GO): heme binding; iron ion binding; oxidoreductase activity, acting on paired donors, with incorporation or reduction of molecular oxygen
Source: RefSeq, a predicted model, not a curated record
AUGGUUUCGUGGACGCUCGUUGCAGCUAUCGCUGCAAUAGCCACUGUCAAAGUCGCACCGGAAUACUCUCUCUAUUCCUCAUACUUCCUCCAGACAAUUACAUUCGUCCUCAUAGCGUGGGUAGCCAGGCUUGUUUACACCGGGAUUCUGUAUCCAGCAUAUUUGACGCCACUGAAGCAAAUUCCUACUCCAUCAAAUCGAUCAUGGUUAUAUGGCAACACGGAGUCAGUCGACUUACGCUUUCCAGUCGAAAAGGUGCGACAAUGGAAAAAGACCAUUCCAAACCCUGGUUUGCUUAGAUACUAUGUCAUUGGUAACUCAGAGAGGAUCGUGGUCUUGUCGCCCAAGGCCAUCGCUGAUCUCUUGGUGAAUAAGAGUUAUGAUUUCAUACGCCCGGAGAUAGCGCGUGUGCAACUUAGCAAGGUGACUGGGGAGGGCUUGUUGGUUGCUGAGGGUGACGUGCAUAAGGCACAACGGAAAAGCUUAAUGCCCUCAUUCUCCUACCGGCACAUCAAGGAAUUAUAUCCCCUGUUCUGGACCAAGGCCAUCCAAAUGACCAACGAGAUCGACAAGGGGAUCAAAGCUAAUAAAAUCGGCCAAGAUACGAUCAAAACCAGCACCUGGGCAAGCAGAGCCAUGCUCGAUAUCAUCGGCCUAGCCGGAUUCGACUACGAUUUCAACACUCUCGCCAACGCCGACAAUGAACUUGCGCGUCGCUAUGAGAGCAUGGUGAUGCUUCCCACUGGGGUUCAGCGUUUCGUUGCGUUUGUAUGUUUAUUCUUCAUUGGAUUCAAAUAUUACUUCCGUAUUCCGAGCCCUCAGAACAAGGUCGUGGAUGAUGCGAUGAAGUAUAUCCGGAGUACAGCGCUUGAACAUUUGACCAUGAAGAAGAAGCGGUUGCAAGGAGAGGCCAAACACGUGGAUGUGGAUAUCUUGUCGGUGGCGAUGCGCGAUGGCAGUUUUACAGAUGACAAUUUGGUGGAUCAGAUCAUGACUUUUCUGGGUGCGGGCCAUGAGACGACUGCGUCGGCGUUUCAGUGGGCUGUAUAUGUUCUAUCAAAACAUCCUGAAAUCCAGACAAGGCUUCGAGAAGAACUUCGAAACUCUCUGCCACGUAUUCCGUUUGAGGAAGUGAACGAUAUCAAAGAAAUCAGGGACGAAAACGGUGAUAUCAAACACGCAUUCUUGGAGUUGUUCGCCUCUAUCGACGGCAACAACAACUCCAACAUACCCUAUCUAUGGGCAUUCACCAAUGAAGUCCUCCGCUUCCAUCCCUCUGCACCAUUCACUUCCCGCGAAUCAGUCCGCAACACAACCCUAGCCGGCCACUUCAUCCCUAAGGGCACACACGUCCUCGUCGCCCCCGAAAUAACAAACAAAGACACUGACCUCUGGGGCCCAGAUGCAGAGACCUUCAACCCAGACCGCUGGCUUAACAUUGACCCGGCCACCAACAAGCCGGUUAGCUACAACAACAGCGGUGGCGCGAUUAGCAAUUACGCGCAUUUGACCUUUAUUCAUGGGCCCCGCGCUUGUAUUGGGCAGGGAUUUGCGAGGGCGGAGCUUGCCAUCUUUGUGGCGGUGUUUGUGUAUCGGUUUGAGUUUGAGCUGGAGGAUCCGGAGAAGAAGCUAGAAGUAAGGAGGAUGAUUACGCAGGCGCCUACGGAUGGGGUUGUCAUCAAGGUUAGGAGGGCUGAUUAA